AUGGUGCGAGCGUUGGAAGAUGGGCGCAGGAGCGGUGGUAAUGGUGUGUUGAGUUCGGGGUGGGCGCUGUGCGCGCUGGAUUGCGCGAGUAAAUUGUCUCGCGCGUUCGGCGGCGGAGCGCUGCCGUCGACGGUGAGGGCGCUUCGAUCUCGAGACGACGUGAGCGUCUUGGUGACGCUUUCGGUGGGGGACGGCGCAGGCGCGGGUGAGCAGUUGGUGGAGUCAGAGGCGACGUGUGUGAUCGUCGUGCGUCGCAUCGAGGCGGACGAUGGACGAGUUGCGGCGGACGUUGAGACGGACGUUCGAAGAGCAAUCGGACGACGACGUCGCGAACGUGAACGGGUGACCGUUCUCGACGGCGACGUCUUGGAGUUUUCGGCGAUCGAGGUCGAGAGCAUUGAGUCUGCGGUCGCACGCGCGCUUCGAACGACGCCGGGCGCAAUAGAUACCGAUGAGGACGAAGAACAGCGCGUCGCGCGACGACUCCAAUCCGUCGUGCCGUUUGAUCUCGGAGUCAAGCUCUCUGCCGAGGAACGCGAGGCCAGACAAAAGGUUAGACUCUCGUAUGAACACCAGGGCGUUGAAGGCGUGAAUGCGUACGACGAGGGUGACUUCCUCGCUUACCUUCCUCCCGAUGCCGGCGGUCGAGGCUCCGCGCUUGGCGUCACCAAGCCCGGUCGCGGUCACAUCUAUUAUGAACGCGACGCAGCCGACGAUGAGUUACACGACGACGAUCUCUUUCCCGACACCGACGACGAGGAAGAAGAGUUCUAG
This is a messenger RNA of Ostreococcus tauri, 774 nucleotides long. Its product is annotated as unnamed product. Bases 1 to 774 code for a protein of 257 amino acids. The transcript has a single exon. Lineage: Eukaryota; Viridiplantae; Chlorophyta; Mamiellophyceae; Mamiellales; Bathycoccaceae. Gene Ontology annotation, cellular component: elongator holoenzyme complex; cytosol; nucleus. Gene Ontology annotation, biological process: tRNA wobble uridine modification. Gene Ontology annotation, molecular function: tRNA binding. The record is from RefSeq and is a predicted model, not a curated record.